Salvelinus namaycush (lake trout) is the source of this 4747-nucleotide messenger RNA. RefSeq names its product aryl hydrocarbon receptor nuclear translocator. The record is from RefSeq and is a predicted model, not a curated record. NCBI's taxonomy places the organism in Eukaryota, Metazoa, Chordata, Actinopteri, Salmoniformes, Salmonidae. The transcript has 19 exons. Gene Ontology annotation, cellular component: cytoplasm; transcription regulator complex; aryl hydrocarbon receptor complex. Gene Ontology annotation, biological process: regulation of transcription by RNA polymerase II. The coding region runs from base 286 to 2610 and encodes 774 amino acids. Gene Ontology annotation, molecular function: DNA-binding transcription factor activity, RNA polymerase II-specific; protein dimerization activity; RNA polymerase II cis-regulatory region sequence-specific DNA binding.
UGUUACAUAGCUAGAGCAGACUUGGGCGCCUAUACAGUUAUUGCUGUUAGCCGUGAACGCCAUCUUGGAUCUAGAUGGUUUUUAAACGGGGAAAACAGGAAAAGGGACAGGAAAAUAGAUACUUUCGUUCUUAUUUAGUAAUUUCCCCCACUGGCUGAUGAUGAAGAAACACGAGUCAUGACGUCGCCUCUUUAUUUGCUGAUAUAGUUCAAAUCGGUAAAUCUGAGAGGAAAUAGGAUUGUGGACUGAGGAAAUUUCCGCAGUUUACUGUAACUUGGUUUGUUUAUGUUAUUCAACCCGGACAUGGACUCUUCUAACCCAGACAUACCAGAUGAUUCUCUGGGUUUGGGAGCCAGUGGGGCCCAGGCAAGCACCAGUGCUGUUGUGCCAAAAGGGUCCAAUAAGAGGCGAGCUGCGCCAGACUUCGAUGAUGAUGAUGAUGAUGAUGAUGAUGGAAGCAAGCUCUUCAGGUGUGAUGACGACGGAGGAGGAGGAGACAAAGAGCGAUUUGCCAGGGAGAACCACAGUGAGAUUGAGCGGCGGCGGAGGAACAAGAUGACUGCUUACAUCACAGAGCUGUCGGACAUGGUUCCCACCUGUAGCGCGUUGGCACGGAAACCAGAUAAGCUGACCAUCCUGCGCAUGGCCGUGUCCCACAUGAAGUCUCUGAGAGGGAGCGGCAACACUGCAGCAGACGGGACAUACAAACCAUCCUUCCUCACCGACCAGGAGCUGAAACACCUGAUCCUGGAAGCUGCUGAUGGCUUCCUGUUUGUGGUGUCGUGUGAGAGUGGACGGGUCGUCUACGUGUCAGACUCCCUGACCCCUGUUCUUAACCAAUCACAGUCCGACUGGCUAGGCUCCUCACUCUACGACCAGCUCCACCCGGACGACGGAGACAAACUACGAGAGCAGCUCUCUACUGCAGAGAAUAACAAUACAGGGAGGAUGUUAGACCUGAAGACAGGAACAGUUAAGAAGGAGGGACAGCAGUCCUCCGUCAGGAUGUGUAUGGGAGCCAGACGAUCCUUCAUAUGUAGGAUGAGAUGUGGUUCGUGUCCAGUGGAGCCCAUGUCUAUGAACAGAUUGAAUUUCCUGCGGAGCAGGAACAGGAAUGGUCUGGGUCCACCCAAGGAUGGGGAGCCUCAGUAUGUGGUGGUCCACUGCACUGGAUACAUCAAGUCCUGGCCCCCCACAGGGGUGAAUCUAACAGAUGAGGAAGCAGACAAUAUUCAGGGGAGUCGCUACUGUCUAGUCGCCAUCGGUAGACUUCAGGUGACCUCUUGCCCGAGCGACACAGACAUAAACAGCAUCAGCGUUCCGGUGGAGUUCAUCUCUCGUCACAACUGCCAGGGCCUCUUUACCUUCGUAGACCACCGCUGCAUGGCCACAGUGGGCUACCAGCCUCAGGAACUGCUGGGUAAGAACGUCUUGGAGCUGGCCCACCCUGAGGACCAGGGUCUGCUGAGAGACAGCUUCCAGCAGGUGGUCAAGCUGAAGGGUCAGGUGCUGUCCGUCAUGUUCCGCUUCCUGUCCAAGACCAGAGACUGGCUCUGGAUCAGGACCAGCUCCUUCACCUUCCAGAACCCCUUCUCUGAGGAGAUAGAGUACAUCAUCUGUACCAACGCCAACGUCAAAACCUCAACUCAGGACACCCUCACCCCCCCCUCGUCCUCGGGGGUGUCUUUGCCCCCCUCGCUGGGGGAGAGCAGUCCUAACUUCCCCCCUGUGUCCCACAGCCCAGGGCAGGUGGCUGCCAGGCAGUUGCAGCAGCAGCAAGCAGAGUUGGGGGGAGGAGGGAGAGAUGGUCUGUACGAGGCAGGACAGGUUACACUUCCACAGAUGCCUGUCCAGGCCGUGACCGCAGCUGGAACUGACCACAGUAAGACCAUGGACAAGGCAGAGAUGCACCCCUCCAUGUACCCCAACCCAGACCAGGCCAAGUUCCUGCCCUCCACCUCUGCCCCCGGAGUACCCAUCUACCCUCAGGACAACAACAACUACACCACUGCCAACCGCUCCAACGACACAUACAGCAGGUCAGUAGGGAUGGCCCCUCAGAUGGUGCAGCCAUCCCACUCCGCAGGCCAGAUGCUGGCUCAGAUGUCCCGUCAGAACGGGGCACCCCCCUCCAACAGCAGCCCCCUACAGGGAGGGGCAGCGGUGGGCUGGCCGGGGCCAGCGGCGGGGGCUAGACCCCUCUUCAACAACCAGCAGGUGGCGCCCCAGGCAGGGAAGGCCCUGUCUCCCCAGUUUGCCAUGGGGAGUUUUGUGGGGUGCUCUUCCUCCUCAUUUGGGGUGAUGCCCACCACUGCCGCUCCGACCCCCACCACGGGGGCUAACUACCCAAAUAUCAACCCCCGCGCCAGCCUCAAUACCAACGGAUAUGAUGGCUUGGGGUCGGGGCAGCAGUUCCCCUCCAGGGCAGCGGAGGCAGUGUGGCGCCAGUGGCAGGGCCAGCAGCAAGCUCAGAACAGCGUAGAGCAGCACCCCCACGCACAGAACAACCAGCCUGACAUCUUCCCUGAUGUUCUCGCCAUGCUGGACCAGCCGGCCAACUUCAACAACGAUGACUUUGAGAUUCCCAUCUACCCCUCUUUCAAUGAGUGACCCCACAUACACUCUUCCACUUACCUCUCUGUCUCUCAAAUGUCUCCUCUCUCAUUUGGUGCACUUUUGCUCUCUUUCUUUGCCUUUCGUGAUCCAAAGAGAGCAUGUCUAAUUAUCGGUCAGAUGAUUGCACUGCCAGGAUGGAGAGAGCGAGUUAAUCAGGGAAAAGAAAGAGUGAAAUCAAGUAUAGGUAUGCAAAUGCAGGUUCAAUAAACACGUGAAAGGGGGGGAGAGAGAGAAGAGAUUCAGGGUUCAAUGAUAGUUGGGCAAAUGUAAAAUGACACAUCUGUAGCCAGCACUGCCCAAGCUCCACAGCCAGUGGAUUAGUUGUAGAGAUGCAACACACAAUCGCACCUGAGCAUGCACAAGGCCCUGAGGCAGGCACUGCUUCACCAGUAACACACAAUCCCACCUGAGCAUGCACAAGGCCCUGAGGCAGGCACUGCUUCACCAGUAACACACAAACAUGGCCUUUCACUAACAGAGUCAGCUGUGUGUUUAGAUCUGUGCUGCUCCACUGGUCUGUACAUCAUAUGGAUAGAUCAGUCUAAUCAUUCACUUGAAGUCUCAGGCAAUCCAGGUGAUCUACAGCUUUGGGGGAAUAUGUGGCAAUAUAUAUAUGGGAAUAUUCUGAUCUGAAGCCUGUGAAUAUCCUCUAUCUGCUCCCCUCGCUGUUUUAGCUUAGCGACCCGUAGCAUGUUCAAAAGGACACUGUCCUCACGCAGGCUUUUUAAACUUUGGGCAGAUUUAUACGAACACUGUACAAACACUUUUAUAUUUGUACACAGUGUACAUUGACGAUGUCACCUAUGAAUGUGGUUAUGGUGGUUUCAGGUGGAAUAGAGGGGGAGAGAGAUGUCUAUGACUAGUAAAGGGAAGAGGGGGAUAUGAAACUAGAACCUGAUCUAUUCCUACAUAUACCCAGUAUAUAAGUCAAGUGUUUAUAUACAGUUAUAUGUCUACUGGAGGUGUUUGUAUAACUUUAUUGAUCUCAACCUGAAUGCACAGCAAUCCCAGGGUCCCUUUCUCACUCGUUUGUAUUCCUUCCUCUGUUGCCCAGGGUUACCCAACACACUCUUCCUCCUCUCACGCUCUUCCUCAAUCACCCUCCCAAGUGUGUUUUUUUUCUCUUCUACUUACACUAGGAAAAGGAAAAGGAAAAAAUACAUUGGAAAGCAAUAAUUUACGAGCAGGAAUUAUGUUAUUUUUUAAAGCCAUUCUUUAUUGUUGUCCUACAUGUUUUUAUCUUGAUUAUUGUUCUUGAAUAUGGAAAUACACAGGAAAUAGUAAUGAUUUGAUUGAUUGAAAUUUUCCCCAACUGAUGUUUUUAUUUUCUGGCCUUUUGAUUGGCUCUCCCUGUUUUGUAGCCCUCUCCAUUGCUACUUCGUGAUAGGUUGUUUUUGAUGUAUAUUGAUCAGGGCGUCUUGUUCAGGACAGAAAGGUCUUGUUUAGAACUGACAAGAUUCCUCAUUCAACAUGACACAGAAUCAUGCCAUGAUGUUUGGCCUGAAAUUCAAGUCAUCCUAAUCAUGUUCCAAACACAUGACCCAAUAAUCAAUAAGCAGUAGAUGUUGAUUGUGAGUUUGGCAAUUAAUACACUUAUUUAUUUAUUUUGCAGUUGAUUCAAUCAAAGUUCAUCCUUAUCGAGAUAGUUUGACAUUCAUAAAUAUGAUCUAAAUCAAACACAACAUUUGUUUUCUGAAAUCGAUUGUGAUGUUUAGUAAGUCACUAUAACACUCUUAUACAGGGAAUUAAGAAUUCUGAUUGGGCAACAGAGGGCUGUGAAUUUUAAGGUUCUGAAAUACAAAAAUUGUAUUGUGUAGGCCUUUCAUUUUAAGUCCGGUAAUGUAUACAUGUCUGUGAGCGUAAUUCACAGACAUGCCGAAACAUGUGAAUUGUAUGUAAACCCAUCAUGUGUCAAUAGUCACACGAUGGAAAUGGCAGUUUGAUGACUGUUGUCUUGUUAUUGUUUUAAACCACUUUGGUUGUUCCCUGUCCAGAUUUUUACAAUGAUGUGAGCUGCAGUUUAUAUAGCGCACACAGAUACACAAAUAUAGGAAUAUAUAUGUAUAUGAAAUGUUAAACAAGAGAAAGUGAAAUGUUUGGUUUUUCUAUUAAAUUGUUAUAUUGUCAAGAA